CCAGUCAGCCACUCCCACAGAGCCAGACCUGUAUAAAGGGCUUCUUGUGGUACAACAGCUCACCAGACACAGAGCAAGAACUCAGCAACACAUCAUCGAAGGUACAAGACAGCCCACUCGUUCAAGCAUCCAAAGCAUGAAUCUGGAGGUUGCCAAACCUGAAAAAAAGACUGGUGGAAAAGCUCCCCUCAGAGCGACUGCCCCUGGAUCCCCAAACAAGGGCCCCCCCAAGUUCAAACAGAGGAACACCCGUCAGUUCAAGAGCAAGCCUCCCAAGAGGGGAGUUAUCGGAUUUGGAGAGGAUAUCCCUGGAAUGGAGGGACUUGGCACUGAUUUUAACGUGAUCUGCCCAUGGGAGGCCUACAGCCAUCUAGAGCUUCAUGAGCUUGCUCAGUACGGCAUCAUCUGAUUCUGCACUGUGAAAUAACUUUUUUGUAAACAAAGGGAACUAAUGUGGCAAGUCAUUUUAUAAUCAGUCUAACAGUCCUCGCUUGCUCCUUUUGAAUGGCAAACCCCACACUUAAAGUGUAACCAAUCGUUGUGAGAUAUAUGUCUGCAUAUUUUGAAUGCUACUGUUUGUCUACGAUAUUUUGUACGGUGUAUCUAUUUUCAUAACUGUCAAGCUGCCAUUUCCAUGCCCAUAUACACUGAUGCUGAACGUGCUUUUGUGUUAUUGCCUGAGGCUGCAUGGGAGCUGGAACUGACAGCUUGCCCAUUGGCCAGCAGGAGAUUCUGCACAACUGUCAGCACUGUGUGAUUUUAUAUUCGAUCAAAGGUAGAAUAAAGCUUCGAACUUUAAAGAUGACUUAAAACUCUCUGUUUCUUUAAUUUUUGAUUGAAGAACAAAGUCCUACUACCCAAUUCAAUUUUUUCCAAUAGUUUUAACACUGCAUAUGU
Menidia menidia (Atlantic silverside) is the source of this 897-nucleotide messenger RNA. NCBI's taxonomy places the organism in Eukaryota, Metazoa, Chordata, Actinopteri, Atheriniformes, Atherinopsidae. The record is from the annotation of a GenBank genome assembly.